AUGGGGCUCCUCGGGGAGGGUGGGGCUAGCCUGACACUCUCCCCAGGUGCACCCACCGUGAUGCAGCCGACUCGCGUGGAGACAGAUGCCAUCGGGGCUGGUGGGUCUGGCGAAGGGCCACAGAGGGCUGUGCCCUGGUCCAUCUGGGUCACGAGGCAGGACUGGGUACGCUGGUGCUCCUGCCAUAUGCCCCGGAGCUGGAGUCAGUGGUGGAGCACCUCGUGCUGGAGGCAGCCGCUGCAGCGCAUACUGUGGGGGCUGGAGGGGGUCCUCUACCUGCUGCUGGCACUCAUGCUGUGCCACGCGCUCUUCACCACGGGCUCCCACCUGCUGAGCUCCCUAUGGCCUGUGAUGGCCGCCGUGUGGCUCCACCUGCUGCCAGCCGUCCUGCUGUUGAUGCUCAGUGCCAUCCCAGCCCUCCUCUUUGCAGCUUCCUUCCUGCUUCUCUUCUCCACCCUGCUGAGCCUCGUGGGUCUCCUCACCUCCAUGUCCCAUCAAGGUCACGCUCUGGAGUUGGACCAAUAG
Molecule: messenger RNA, 525 nt
Organism: Suncus etruscus (white-toothed pygmy shrew)
Lineage: Eukaryota; Metazoa; Chordata; Mammalia; Eulipotyphla; Soricidae
Gene: TMEM239
Product: transmembrane protein 239
Exons: 2
Coding region: 1-525 (174 amino acids)
Source: RefSeq, a predicted model, not a curated record